UAAAUUUACUAUCUACCACCUACAAUAAAUUAUACAGAAGGUACUAUAUAAUUAACAAAUUAUUUUGUUUAAAAUGAUUUAAUUUAAAAUUUGAUCAAAUAUUCAGGUAAUUACUAAACAGCAGGCUAUGAAGAACGAUAAUGUGGAUUUGUCGUUUUGUUAUCAGUGAUUAUUUAAUAUAAUUUUCACUGACCUAUCGACGACAAAAAAUUAAGGCACAGUUAAUAAGUUUAAUACAGUUGCAGUACCUAGUGAUAAGGUAAUGUACCUGCUUAUUUUAUUAUUUUGUCAUUAAAAAUAUUAAUUAUUAUUACUUACAAUUAUUUAUUUUUUUUUUAUUAAUUUAGCUAUCUUCUAGUUUGCUACUAUGAUAGCUCGAUAAUUUACUUACAUUAUAAAAUAGGUAAUAUCAUUUCGGUUGAUAUUUUAAGAUAUAAUAAUUGCCUAAUAUGUAUCCAGUAUCCAGUAUAGGUAGGUAAUCUUGAAUAUUUAAAUUUUUUUUUUACCUCUUCAAAUUUUUUAUAAUUUUUUAAUACUACUUGUAGAUACGCAAAAUGUAAUGAACAAAAUUAAUACUUAAACAUGUACCUAUUGUUUAAGUUUUUUUAACCGUUCUGAUAUUAUUUUAACAUAGUUUGAAUUAAAAGCAAAGCUAUUAAAUGAACAGAAAUCGGAGCUCUUCUUUUACUACUGUAAGUACUUAUUUGCUUAGUUUGUGUUUAAUACGAUAUAGACAUUUAAAUUUCAAUCCAGCAUAUCUACUUUUUUUUUUUUUAUUCAAAUAUUAUUUAAUUUAUCCAAUAAUUACAUUUUGAACAACUAUUGAAUAAAUAAAAAAUGUGAAAUAGUCUUAUCCCACGAAUCAGAGAGCUGCUGAAUGCAGAUAUACAGACUCUCUAAUCUCUAAUCUCUAAUCUCCCUCUCUCUCUAUACAUAUAUAUAUAUAUAUAUAUAUAUAUGUACAAUAAUUGUAUAAAAUGAGUAUCUGUGGACACAACUGACUACAUUGUAUUAUCAAUAACUGUUUAUUGUUAUGAUUUUUGACCUUAUAAACUAAUACGUUCCUAUCGUUUUAAUUAAAUUACUUGGGUACAGUCUUAAAUCAUAUACCUUGUAUAUGAUCUAAGGGUAUAGUGCUAUUGUAGUAUUAUACAUACUCGAUUACCUACGUAAUGUUUUUACAAAUACAUUUUUUAUGAUACAGGUACAUCCACGGCUAUAGUUUUAUCUAUUUAAAGCCAUUGAUACACCAUACAUACCAUGAUCAUCACAAAAUAGAAUAAAAAACCAACAAUGAUAAUGGUGUAUUAUCACAGAAUAUUGUAUCCGUUUUAUAAAUAACAAUAAUCAUUUUUAUAGUAUUUCAUUACUUAUACAAAUGAAAACAAUGAAUAAUUAAAAUAUAAUAUUGACAAUUACCUACUUGAAACUUAAUCACUGCUAAAACAUAAAUAUCAUUAUUCCUUUAGUUAUUUAUCACCUUUGAAAUUAUUAUUUUUUCUUUGUUGCAUCCAAAGUUCAAAUUAAAUAUUUUUUACUCUAUUAACUCACACAUUAUUUUUUUUUUUAAAUGCAAAUUGAAAUAGACUAAGUACGGAACAAUGUCUCGUUACAGUAACAAUAAAAUUGAUUCUUUUUCUGAAAAUGAAGAUACGGUCCCAAUUGGUUCGUUAAAUAUUUUAUCAGCAAAGUAUGAGGUAAGUCAUAUUAUAAAUGUAUAAAUACAAUUUUAGUAGAAAUAUAUUAAAUAUUAGAUAUAAAAUAUGUAUCUAAUUGAUUAGUCAAUUGGUAAAAAUAUGUACCAGUCGAAAAAAAAUGAAUUUAAUUCUUGUAACAGAAAGUCUGAUUUUUACAGAGAGUUAAUCACUGUCUAAUAUUAUGCACAUCAGAUUCCAGAGUACUAUGAUUUUCCCAAUAAUUACCAAGAUUUCCUAUACAAUUUAUUGCAAGACCAUCAAAAAUUUCCACGAUUACCAAAACAUUUGUACACUGAUUUUUGUUAGUGAUUUACUCUGGAUUUUUAUACGUAAAAAGUUAUCAAAUAUAGACAAAUUCCUUAUUUAUAUGAUUAACUAUGAUUUUUUUAAAUUUUUCGUUAUUGGUAUUAUUUGUACUUUUUAGACAAAAAUAUCAUUUUUUAGCAAUAAUUUGUUUAUUAUUAAAUAGCCAUCAAAAAUUGAUUUGUCUGUACAAAUGCCUACAGCAAAUAUUUUGUAUGAAUUCAACACAAAUAUAUUCAAUAUUAUAAAAAGUAGAUAUUUGUUAUACCAUAGCCACUAAACAUAGGCCCUUCUACAUUGUGAAUUAUAAUUAUUUUUAUAAAUGGUUUUUGCAGAGUUUAGAUUAUGAAGUGGUUGAAAAUUUUGUUUAUCGUGAUGAGGAGCGAAAAAAAGGUUAUCAAUAUGUAGUUAAGAAAAAUUUUGUACGAUGGAUUAUAUUUUUUUGGAUUGGUGUAAUCACAGCAACUGUAGGUAUAAUUAUUGAUUUAUCAAUAGAAAAUAUUGCAGAUUUCAAAUUUAGUCAUGUUAAACAAUGUAUCCUUUUACAGUGAGGUGUAAUAAUAUAGUAAAUAUUUACAAUAUUUCUUAUAAUCUUAUUUGUUUAUUGUAAAUAACUUGUGUACAGAGGUGCAAAUCAUUUCAAAUAACGCAGCGACAAAAUAUUAGUUACCAAAAUACUCACCCACCCUUGGAAAAAUAAAAUUAGCUCACUUCGUUAUCAUAUAUUUAUUAAUUUUUGGUUUCCCAAAAAAUCAUAAAUGACAUAUGAAUGUAUGACAGCAAUAAUGACUUAUAUCACAAUAUAAUAUUAAUAUAGUUAUGUAAUGUGGUAAAAAACUACAAAAUAAUAUUGUUUUAAAAAUAUAUGUAAACAAAAAAAUUACCACACUUAAAUGCUUAGUAAUUUUGAAUAGUCUUUAAUAUGACCAAGAGGAGGGGAGGAGGCACAGCUAUUGCUACUCUGGGUUUACGUCUGACCGGCUGUCCAACUAUCUAAUCUGUAUUUAUUUUUAUAAAUUUAUACUGAUACAUGUUAUUAUUGAUAAAUUUAAAUAUUUGCGUUCAGAAAUUGUCACUAGUGUGGCGUAUUGUGGUAGUUGAUACCUGAUUUACUUAUAAUAAUUUUAAUUAUUUCAAUAUUAUAUUAAUUGUUUUAUUAUUUGUAUGCCCUUAUGGCACUAUACAUUCUGUACAACAAAAGAUCCUUGUAUUUACAAGACUAUAAUUUAUUAUUAUGUCUGAAAAUGAUCACUGACCAAAAUUACCUACCCACCUCCUUAUCAAACUACUGGAUGGGUUAAGUGUCUCCAAGUCUCCCUAGGUUUGAUCCUUUGCUAGUAUAAUAAUAUUGUUUCUUAACUAAACAUCUAUUAGAUAUUGAAGAAUGUAAUCAAAAAAACUGUUUAUGGCGUCCCUACAUAUUAUUGUUGGUUUACAAUGUUGUGCCAGUUUUAAUUGGGUCUACAUUAGUUGCAUAUGUUGAGGUAAAUCUGAAUUUAUCUGAAUAUAUAUUUAUAUAUUAAAUAUUUUAAUUUAAUUGUGUAUGAUUUAUAAUUUUUGUAGCCAGUCGCAUUAGGAUCUGGAAUUCCUCAAGUAAAAUGUUAUCUUAAUGGCAUUAAAAUACCAAGACUAGUUAGAAUUAAAACAUUAUUUAUAAAAGUAAUUGGAGUAAUUACAACAGUUGUUGGUGGCAUGUGUGGUGGAAAAGUAAGUCAAUAUUUUAUUACAUUUUUAGUUUUAGUCUUGCAUAUAUUUCAUAAUAAUAUAAAACUGAAAUGUUUUAAGUAAAAAUAAAUUGAUUUCACUCAAUAUAUCAAAUAUAAAGAUAGUUAUUUUCAAAGUCCUCUGAUUCUUAUAUGAAUAUAAGGAACUCGUUUUUUUUACUAUCUAAAAGAAAGUUGAUUGCAUUGUAUGUUAUCUAUGCCUUUGGCAAUACAUUUUGGUAUGAUGUUGACGGUUAUAUUUAAUAGUUAUGUAUAUGUUACCAGCCAAACACGAUUUCAGGAUAAAUUAAUUAAUUCUGUAUACCAGAUGUGUUUAACAUUUAAGACAUCGAUAUUCCUAUUGUAUAUGUUUAUAUGUACUAUAUAUAUUAUAUAGUCUGCUCAUACAGUCAUUAAAUCUUCUUCAUUCUGUUCAAAGUAUUUUUGUUUUUUUUGCAACAAUAAUAAGAGUUAAAAGAAUUAAAUGCUUAAAAAUAACUGGAAAAAGGUUUUCAGAAAAAAAAAAAGUUACCCUAACGGGAUGGAGUGCAGUAGCAGUAGAUAAAUAGAAAGGUUUUUUUUUGUAGAUAGCAUAUGUGAUGUGAGUUUUAGAUAUAAUAUACAAACAAAAUUAUUUUUGCUUUAAAAAUGUUAAAAGCAGAUUUGCUGAAAACAUGAUAAAUUAUAAAAUGUUAGAAAAGUACAUAAUAAACAAUUUUAUAUUCAUACAUAUUAAAUAAAUCAAUUAUAGAGCAGGUAGAACACCAUUACUAACAAAUAUAAAAAUAAAUUCAAUUGUAACUUUAAUGAUUUCUAAAAAAUGAUUAUUAAAAUAUUAUUUGUUUGCAAUUUUUUUUCGAAGUUAAUGACAAAUAGUUGUUGGAUUCAUGAACAAAAUUAAUUUUAUUUGAACAUUUUUAACAUUUCAUGCUACAUUCAAAAAAAGGAUAAAGAUUGGUUAAUAUUAUUUAAAUAAAAUUACAUUGUUUAUAGUCUAAAGUAUUUAUUUUUUUUUUUUGUAGGAAGGUCCAAUGAUUCAUGCUGGUGCAGUUAUAGCAGCUGGAAUCUCUCAAGGAAAAAGUACAACAUUUAAUAAAGACUUUGGAGUUUUAAAUUAUUUUAGAGAGGACAAUGAAAAGAGAGACUUUGUAUCUGGAGGAGCCGCUGCUGGAGUAGCUGCUGCUUUUGGUUCACCAGUCGGUAAAUAUAUUAGUGGUUUCUAUUUAGUAUAAUGUUGUAAUAUAUUUAUGAUUCUUAAUUUUCAAAUAAUUUGUUGAAGGUGGCGUAUUAUUCAGUUUAGAAGAAGGAGCUAGUUUUUGGAACCAAGGGCUAACAUGGAGAAUAUUUUUUGCAUCUAUGAUUUCAACAUUUACUCUAAAUGUAGUCUUAAGUGCUUAUCAUGGACAUCCUGGUAAGAUAAUUUUAAUUUUUAAUGUUAGAGUAAACUAUACAUAUUCUGAUAUGUUUUUAUUUACUAAAUAGGUGAAUUGACAUACUGGGGCUUAUUGAAUUUUGGCAAAUUUAACAAUUUUGCACUAUCUUAUGAAAUAUUUGAGCUGCCUAUUUUUGUUAUUAUGGGAAUUAUUGGUGGACUAACUGGAGCAUUGUUUUGUCAUCUUAAUUACAAACUCACCGUUUUUAGAAUGAGGUAAUCUUAAUUAUAAUAUAAACUAAGUUAUAUUAUUUUAAGCAUUUUUAACCAGUAAAAAAAUAUAAAAAAAUCAAUAUUUCUGUUAGUCGUCCAUUUUAAAAUAAAUUAUGUAAUAUUUAUAUAAUUAUUAAUGGCUGUGCACAUGUUUUAUAUUAAAAUUUUGGUUUUCAAAAUUAAACAUCAAAAGCAUGUGUCAUUAGUUUUGCUUGGAGUUUAAACAAAAAUGUUUCCUACACAGUGUCCCAUGAAAUGCCUAUUAUAAUAUUUCUAGAGAUAAUCAACAUAAUCAAAUUUUGUUUUUUUUUUUUUAAUAUUACUCACUGGGACUAUAUAUAUUUAUAGGGAAAUUCAUUUUUUAUGCUUCAAUAAAAAACUUAAAAAAUAACUGUAUUUUUUUGUUUUGAAAAAUUUGAAGAUAAUCAUUAUAUAGUUUAUUUUUCUGAAAAUUUUGAUGCAUCAAUUUUUUGUUUUUAUGAAAUUUGUUUUUUAAUAAUUUUUUAAAGUUCAUAGUAAAGAAGUGUACAGUCAAUUGAUUGUAAUAAUAAUAAUCAAUUAGAGAUUUCAAUGAUAUUACAGUUUGCUGUAUAGGCCCUUUUCUCUGAACUUUAAAAAAUGAUAAAAAAUCACAAACUUAAUGAGAGUGGAAAGGUUUUAUUGAGUUCUAUUGCUUCAGAGUGGGCUGCUAAAAGUGUUCAAAUAUAUCAGGAAAAAGGUACGGUAGUAUAUUAAAGAGAUAUAAUAUAGUACAAUAGUUUCUAUUUUCAGGGAAAAUUAUACAAUUAAUAUUCAUAAUAAAUUUAUUAACUAUAUAACAUCUAAAUAAAUUCAUAGUAUCAAACAAUUAACCUUAAUGUGAGAGUAUACUCAUUAAAUUUGUUCAGAGUUAUCUUCCUUUUUUUUAUUAUUUAUUUGGUUGUAUUUUCAGGCAUUUAGUAAGCCGCUGGAAGAAAGUUUUGGAAGCGAUUCUAGUUUGUUGUUCUACUGCUACUGUGGGUUUUUUAUUAAUGUUAUGGAGAAAUGAUUGUAAGCCAUCAGGUCUCGAUCCAACCAAAUAUGCUGUUCAGGUUUGUAUUAUAUUUUUUUUUCAGCUUUUACAGUCCAUACAGUCUCAACAACUUUUCUUCGUCUAAUUCUAUCCUCACUGUCUUUUAAUCUUGAGCCUUUUGAGACUUUAGCAAGAAUGACAUUAUCCUGUCCAUUCAUCUUUGUUAGUGCGACUCCUGGGCCUUUUUCCAUUCAGUAUUCCAGUAAAAAUUUAAUUUGUUAUACCUUCUGAUCUCCAAAUAUAACCAGCCCAUUCUAUUCUUCUGCUUUUCAGAAAUGCACUAAUGAUAGGCUUAUGGAACAGUUAGUAUACUUUUUGGUUAGUUUGUUUUAUAUAUUCUCUGAUGCAAUCGUCAAUUUGAUUUUAAUGUGUACAUUAUUUCAGCUAUUAAUAUUAGUUCUUAGGUAUCUGAAAUCUGUAACCUGCUGAAAUGCAUACCCAUCAAUUUGCAAAUCAGAUUUGUCUCUCACUCCUCUUGAUGCUAUACAGUACUAUCAAUUUUAUUUUUUCUUGAUUAAUUAUUAUAUUCAUUGUUUUGGCCACUUAGUAAGUACAAUUCUUCUUUCCACAUUCUCUCCAGAACUACCUAUUACAACAAUAUCAUCGUCAUUUGUACAAUAUAAUACUCAUAUAUAAUUUGUUAUUAUUUAUAACUUGUAUUAGUUUGUAUUAUAUAAUUGUUAUUUUAAUUCUGAGUAAAAUGAAAAAAAAAACACUUUUGUUGCAUAGUUAUAUUUUGGGGGAUAAUUUAGGGAAAUUAUAUUUUCUUCUUCUGGGCUUUUACAGGCUUUUAAGGCCCAUCACCGCAACAACAUAUUGUUUCCAUCCCUCUAUGAUUUGCACAUUCUUCCGCGUUUCUUACGUUCAGAAGUCCUAAGUCUCCCUGUACUCUAUCAAUCCAUCUUUGUCUGGGGCGUCUUCGAGGCCUUUUAGUGUCGGGUUUUGAUUUAGUUAUUGAUCCAGUCAUUUCCUCUGACCUCUACACAUGUUCCGCCCAACUUAUCCUUGUGCUCUUCAGAGACCCAAUAAUGGUAGGUUCCUUAUAGAAACCAUCCAAUUCUCCGUUGCCUCUCACCUCAUAUUCUCCAUCGUUAUUUGUCUUUGGACCGAAGAUUUUCCUUAAUAUUUUUCUUUCAAACACUCCUAACUUUCCUUUGUCCGAUUUUAUCGUGGCCCAUGUACCACAUGCAUACAGAGCAACCGGUUUGACUAUGACUUUGUAUAACGUUAUUUUAGACUUUAUUGAAAGUAAUCUUGAUUUGAAUUGUGGCAUUAGACUAUUGUAGCAUCUAUUUACUUCCAUAAGUCGUUUUUUUAACUUCUUCGUGGCUAUUAGCAUUUUCAUUGAUUUCUGCGCCUAGGUACUUGAAGCUCUGUACCCUUUCAAAUUUGUAAUCAUCAAUUUUUAAAUAAUUAAUAUUGUGAUUUUGUCUCGAAAGUAUCAUAUACUUUGUUUUUGACUCAUUUAUCUUCAGACCAAUCUCUUUACCUUCACUUAGUAAGAUGCUAGUUGUAUUUUUCAGUUUCUAUUUCAGCUAUAAGGACUAUAUCGUCAGCGUAAGUUACUACAGUUAAAUUGUUAUUGUUGUUCAUUUUUAUUCCUUUGGCUUGGAUUAGUACCUUUCGUAUACCUGAUUCUAAUGCAAUAUUAAACAAAGAUCGUCCCAAACAAUAGAGCAUCCCCCUGUCUGAGUCCGGUCGUUACUGGGAACUCAUCUGAUACCUCUCCUCCAAAACUUACUUUACUUUUGGACUCAUAUGUACAUGCUCUUAUCAUUCUGACUAGUUUUGCUGGUUUUCCUAUUUAGCUCAUUCCAUAGUUUUUCUCUAUUAAUCAAAUUGUAUGCUGCUUUUGUAAUCUAUGAACAUAAGGUGUAUAUCUUUAUUGAACUCGUGACUCUUCUCAGCUAAUUGUUUAAUAAUAUAAAUUUGAUCAACUGUUGAUCUCCCUAACAUGAACUCAGCUUGAUAUAUAGCUUCUCCUAUUAUUUCUUUAAUAUAUGGAUUGAUUCUGAUCAGAAGAAUAUUAGAUAGAAUCUUAUAAAUUGUGUUGAGUAGGGAGAUCCCUCUAUAAUUUUCAUACUCCGUGAUAUCUCCCUUUUUAAAAACAGGACAUAGGACAGAUACUCGCCACAAUUCGGAUAUUUCCUCUUGUUCUCAGAUUAUGUUUAUUAAUUUAUGAAGCUGGUUCAGUAAGCAUGGAUCACCCUUUUUUAAACAUUCUGAUGCUAUUUCAUCUUCACCUGGUACUUUACCAUUCUUAAGCAUAUUUAAUCCUGUUUCUACUUCACAUAUUGAUGGGUUUUCGAGUAGCUGUUCUACUGUCGUUAGCUCGUUUACAUUGAUAUUAAUUAUUGGCUGGUUCAAAAGCUUUGUAAACAUAUCUUUGAAUUCACAUGUAAUUUCAUUGUUGCCUGUUAGAAGGGUUCCAUCACUUUUUCUCAUUGAUCUGGACUUGUAGCCAUGUCUUACUUCAUUUGCUUUUCUAAAAAAUUUUUUCGAAUGGCUAUUUCUAUUAUUUUCUAUAAUUUGUAUGCGUUUUUUUCCCACAGUCUCUAAAUCACUCUAAUCAUCUUUUUUACCUCUAUUUGUUUAAGUGCUAACAAUCUUUUGUUAUCUUCAUUGGGUUCAUGUACACUUUCAUGCUUCUUACAUUCCUUACAUAGGAUUUAAUUCGUGAAUCAACUAUUAUGUAGUCCAUUUGGUUUCUUACAUAUCUACUUGGCGAAAUCCAUGUUUGUUUAUGAAUAUUCUUGUGCGGGAAACAUGUGGUACUUAUAGUCAUAUUCCUAGCAGCUGCAAAUGAGAUCAACUUAUUUCCAUUAUAAUUAGAUUCUUCAUGUAAGCUGUCAGAUCCAAUUGUUGGUUUAUACAUCGUUUUCUUUCCAAUUUUCGCAUUAAAAUCUCUGAUUACUAUUUUCAGUUUAUCAGCUGGUAAAGAAUCGUAUAGCAUGUCUAAACUAUCAUAGAACUCAUUUUUUAUCUCCUCAUUUUUGUCUUCAGUGGGUGCAUAACAGUUAAUUAGAAUCAUAUUGUACCACUUACAUUUAAGUUCUAUGUAAAAUAAACGAACAUUUAUAGGUUUGAAAUUUGUAAUUUGUGGUAGUAAAUUUUCUUUUACUAUAAACCCUACACCUCGUUCGUGUUUGUCUCCACCGCUGUAAAAGAGAGUCAUUCUUUGAGACUUCAAGCUCCCUGAACUUGUCCAUCUCACUUCUUGAAUAGCAGUAAUAUCCAUCUCAUAUCGCGCAAGACACGAUAGAGAUGUCGUCAAAGCUCCAGUCCUAAACAAUGAUUGCACGUUCCAAGUUCCAAUUUGUAAAUCCGUUAUCUCUUUCAUCCGAGGCUUAGAAUAAUGUUGUUGUUUCUUAAUAUUUACUUUUUUAUGUUGUUGGCCCUGCGCACAAUCCCCAACCUGGAGGACCAGUCCACACCAACUAAUUGAAGUUAGUGUGGGGCUUGGUGCCCUGGAUUCGCCAAACCCAUAGUACUGAUUACUUAGUACCCCCUGAGGGGGAAAUUAUAUUUUAAAUCUCCUAAUUAAAACUGGAAUUAUAUUUAAAAAAAAAAAAAUUUAGUUCUAAAUAUUUUUGUUCAAACUAGUCAAGUUUAAAUGGGUUACUUUGAUAAUUAUUUACUGAGAUAAAUAAAACAAGAAGUGUGUGUCCAAUAUCUAGUCUGUAUUUGACUGUAAAUUGUUGGUAUGUAAUAUUGUGAAAGACAACUAUUUAUUUAUUUAAUUAUUCUUUCAAUGAUAAAAAUAAUAUUAUUUUUACUGGUUUUAUUUAUAAUAAUUACUGAACAGGAAUUAAAAAUAUUAAAAACUUAAUACAUUGUACUUAUUGAUCAAUGGAAACUAAAAGUUCAAAUUAACCGCCACCACACAUUUUCUUUUUUAUAGUUAAACUGCAAUGACGGUGAAUACAAUUAUAUGGCAUCAUUGUGGCUACAAGUUCCUGAAGCAUCAGUUAGAUCUUUUUUUCACGAUCCAGAAGGUAAAUAAUUUUAUAAAAUUGUUUGUAAUACCUAAAAUUUUAUAAUUUAUUUUUAUUUAUUUAUUAUUAAUUGAUAAUUUUUAGAAUCGCUUGAUGUUGCUACAUUGGUGUAUUUUGCUAUUGCUUAUUAUUUACUUACAAUUUGGACAUAUGGCUUAAGCGUAAGUGCUGGACUAUUUAUUCCGUGUUUAGCUACAGGUGCAGCAUGGGGACGACUCAUUGGAAUUGGAGUCCAAUUUAUAUUUCCAGGGGCAGUAAGUUUAAUUUUUUUUUAGUUUAUAUAGUAGUGCAGUUGUGAUAAUCUAAACUAGUAGUUCCCAACUCAACAAUAGGCACGGACCACUUAUACAUUUUUCAUCGUCACUGACCACUCCCUGAUUUCAACCCCCCCCUCUUUAUAUCACUUAUUUUUUUUAUAGUUUUAUAUAUAGUUUAUAAUUUCUAGGUACAAAAUGUCGUAGAAAAAAAUAUUUUAACUUAUUUAUUUAAAAAUUUAAUUAAAUAAAAAAAGCUGAUACAAAUUUAAAUUUUACAUUUUACAAACUUAUAUUAAUUAACUUAUUCAAUGAGAAAAAAAUAUAACAAAUUUAUAUUAUUGAGUAUUAAUGUGACUUAUUAGGGCGCGCUUCUUUUACCAGUUGUGAAAUUCUUGGAACGAUGCUGUUGCUUAGUGCCAGUCCCAUAUCAUCACUUGGAUUCAGACGAUUUUGUUGUUUAUUUUUUAUAGAUAAUAGUUAUAGUUAUAGAUAAUGUUAUUUAUAUCCGUACAUAAAUUGCCAUCGGUCGCGAUAGUGUGUUAUCUGGCUGUUAGGCGCUAAGCCGUUAAUAAUAAAAAAUAUCAAGUAUAAUUUCGCUCAUUUUUUUAAAUUUAAAUUUUUUUAUUCGCGGACCACUCAAGAUGAGUCCACGGACCACCAGUUGGGAACCACUGAUCUAAACUAAUUACUGUUGUACUUACCCUGUUCAGAUUAAUGAUGGUAUUAAUUAAUAAUACAAAUUUAUUCCAUUACAUAAUAUUAUACAGGAUAAUAUUUUAAUACACAAAUUUUUAGGAUAUAUGCUUCUCUAAAAUGUUCUAAAAUUUCUUUUUAAUCCUUAUAUAGUGGUGAUACCUAUACCAAUUUUUUAUGGUUACCAAUAAUCAAUUGUGUAUUACUAUUAUAGUAGUCAGAUUAAUUAGGUUUUGGAUUGUUACAAGCACAUUUUUAAUAAAAUUUAUACUCUGUUGAAGUUUAGUUUAUUAAUUUAAGGAUGUUGGAAAAUACGCAUUGAUUGGUGCUGCAUCACAACUUGGCGGUGCUGUACGUAUGACCAUCAGUCUUACAGUUAUAUUGAUUGAAGCAACUGGUAACAUAACAUUUGGUUUACCUCUUAUGAUAUGUUUAUUAACAGCAAAAUGGAUUGGAGAUUAUUUUACGGAGGUAAUAUAACUAAUCAAUGCAAAUAGGGAAAUACAAUAUUUAUUUAAUUUAUCAUUCCAAUAAUAAUUAUUUGCUUAUUUUUAAGAGUAUCUAUGAUAUACACAUUCAGUUAAGUGGAAUACCGUUGAUGGCUUGGGAUCCUCCACCAUUAUCAUCGAAUAUUUACGCUAAUGAAGUCAUGUCUCAUCCAGUUGCCGUGUUUAAAUCAAAAGAAACUGUUGGACAAAUUAUAGAUACGUUGAAAACAUAUACAUACAAUGGAUUCCCAGUAGUCGAUGGCAUUUUUAAUCUUGAUUCGGUAAACUUAAAGAAAAUGUUAUACACAAUAAAUCAUAGUUUUAUUUGGUUGUGUAACAUACUAUUAUAGGAAGAAAGUUAUUGUAACAACUAUAAACCUAAUGGUCGUUUACGAGGAUUGAUACUUCGAUCGCAACUCAUUGUACUGCUUCAAAACAAAGUAUUCAAUGAAGUCCCAUCUGCUUGGGACAAUGUUUCUUUGACAACGUUUAGACAAGAUUAUCCAAGAUAUUCAAAUAUAGAUGUAAGUAAAAUUGUAUAUUGUUUGUGGUUAUUAACUCUAAUUAAAUGUAGACUCUAAGUUAAUUUAAAAAAAAAUUUUUUUAAUUAUUGCCUUAGAAAUCAAUUUUUGCUUUUACCAGUUCAUAUUCAAAAUUAGGUUUAAAUUUACUAAAUAACAUUGGAAUUCAACAAAACUUUUCUACAAUGGUACAAACAAAUUGUUCCUACAUAUUUACAACAAUAAAUUAUUUUAUAUUUUGUUUAGAGUAUUGAAAUCUUGGAAAGUGAACGACAUUAUACAAUUGAUCUAUUAAGAUUUAUGAAUCCAUCACCAUACAUUGUACAACAUGUAAGUUUAUUUAGUUUCAAUAAUUAUUAACCAACAUUUUGAAUUCAAAAUAAAAAUGCUGUUAUUUAGAUGGCAUCAUUACCAAGAAUAUUUAGACUAUUCCGAGCAAUGGGUUUGAGACAUAUUGUGGUUGUUAACGAUUCAAAUGAGGUAAGACUUAUAUAUUUUCUUUUAGUAUAUGAAAAAUUAAUUAUAGUACAUUACUGUUAAAUGUUAUUAUAAAUUAUUAUAUUAUAGGUGGUUGGUAUGGUUACCCGUAAAGAUCUUACCCGUUAUAGAGUAUGGAGACACCGAGGUACACUAGGUGUUGUUGAACUCAGAAUUUCUGCUAAAUUGUGAUAAUUGUUACAUAAUUAAUCUACUCUUCAAAUCAUGUUUAUUUUUGUUUACAUAGUUAAUUAUCCUAUAUUAUGACAUAGAAAUUAUUAUAUUUUUACCAAAUACUAUUAUAUAUUUUUAUUUUCCUAAUAUUAUUACUAUUAUAAUAUAACAAAAUAUACUUAUAUUUAUCUUUGUGAAGUAUGUAUAAUUAUUAUUAUUGAGUGUAAGUUAUCAAUGAAAUUAUUUUAUUCUUCAUUUAACCUAAAGAAUUUAAAUUCA
Cinara cedri is the source of this 13283-nucleotide messenger RNA. The record is from the annotation of a GenBank genome assembly. Lineage: Eukaryota; Metazoa; Arthropoda; Insecta; Hemiptera; Aphididae.